Messenger RNA from Ananas comosus (pineapple), 3461 nucleotides. RefSeq names its product protein OBERON 4. The coding region runs from base 170 to 3112 and encodes 980 amino acids. The record is from RefSeq and is a predicted model, not a curated record. Gene Ontology annotation, cellular component: nucleus. Lineage: Eukaryota; Viridiplantae; Streptophyta; Magnoliopsida; Poales; Bromeliaceae. The transcript is spliced from 2 exons.
CGGUGAUGGCUCGGAUUCUCCGAACAGAGGGGGGAGCCAUGGGGAGGAUCAUAGAGGCAGGGCGAGGUCUAGAGAGUCGAGAGAUUCGUUGAGCAGUGAUCAGAGUCGGAGGCCACUGACGGCGAAAGAGGAGGAGAGGCCGCGAAAAGAGAGCUGCGGCGCCAGCGAUAUGGAGGAGGGAGAGCUCGAACCCGAGCCGGAGCCGGAGCCUGGCCCUGAAUCCUUACCCAAUCCUGUGUCAUCUAGUGAUGAGAAGACUUGCCGGGGAGUAACAGAGGGGAACGGUAAACAUGAUGAUGGAAUUCCGAUCAGUUGUCGAAAUGAAGAAAAUUCGGCGAAGAAACAGGCUGUAGAAUCUGAGGAGAAGAUGGAGUGUGAUGGUUUCGGUGCUAACAGCAUAAAGGAAGAAGGCAAAGUUAGCGACUGCGUUGGAGCGGAAGCGGAUAUAGCGACCGAAGCUAAAGAUCAGCAGAAAGAAUCAGAUUCAGUAUUAGAUGAGAAGAUCAGUUUAGAAGGAGACGGGAGAGAGAAAGAAAAUGGUGUUGAUAGUAAUGAUGUAGUAGAGGGUAAUUUAUGUGAAAAGAAGCAAGAAUUGCCUGAGGAAGUAAGGUUGCGCGAAUCUUCUCAAGAUUUGGAAGAAAGAAGCGGCGAUGAAGAGCACAUGGUCGAGAAUGAAGGGAAAAAGAGUGAAUCUCCCGUUUCCAAUUCUGCGAAAGAGGACUUGGAGGAGAAUCAGGGAGAAGGGAAAGGUGUGGUAACGCAAACUGAAGCUGUAAGAGAAGAAGAGACAGGUGCAGGCCUUGAAAUUGAGGAGAGAGAAAUUGAGGAGAGACAAGGUAAUGAUAUUGAUUUAGAGGUUGAACCAGAGGGUGCUAUCGAUGUGUUUGUUUCAAGUAAAGUAGUAGUUGGUGAGAAGAGAUCUGAGGAUAUGACUCUGAACCUUAUGACUGGAAAUCCAAAGGACAAUGAGAAGGAUAACUGUCAGCCUAUCGUGGUCUCCACCAAAGAGAACUACGUAGAAGAUGGCAAUGCAAUGGAAGUUCAGAGCAGAAGGGGGUUUGAGCUGGUCUUCCAGUCUGAUCUUGGCCGAACAGAGAAAGCACAAUGUAGUGGGAGUGUUACCGACAAGCAAAAAAAUAUUAAGCUUAAAAUGGAGAGCCUCGAUCUUUCUCUUAGUUUGCCAGGUAUUUUACAGGAUUAUACUUCCAAAUGUCCAGUCCCGAAAUCUGAUUCUCCCACUCAUACCAAGAGUAUACAGUCUUUGCCAUCAUCCUUUCGCACAUAUUCAGAUGGGUACACGAGCUCUCAACCUUUUGUCCACAAUCCUAGUUGCUCACUUACCCAGAACUCCUUUGACAAUUACGAGCAAUCUGUUGGUAGCCGUCCAAUAUUUCAGCCGGUGGAUCAGGCUGCUGGUGGCACCAUAUGGCAAGCCCAGACGUCAAAUGAAUCCAAACGGAAGGCUGCCCCACUUGUUCAGAGGAUUCUGCAGAAUGGCAAUGCAGCAAACCACAUGUUUCAUUCUACGAACGGACAGCAGCAAGGGAAGCCUAAUGGCAUCCUAAGACAGAUGAGUCUCCCAAGGCAGUCAUCUCCAGCACACAGUCAUGGUUCUCAUGAUUCCAGGUCGGAACAUAGCAAGGGUAAGAUGCAACUUACAAGAGAGAGAAGCAGCAGUAGUAUUUUCAGGAGCGAAAAGCAAGAAGGGGAACCACUCAUGCUUAAUGGUUCAGGCGUCAUUGAGAGGAUUGUCGCCAAAAUUGUGUCAGAGCCUUUACAUCUGUCGGGCAGGAUGCUUCAAGAAAUGACUGAGCCUUCCAUAGCUUACCUGAAGGAAACCAUUUGUGAGAUGAUUACCAGUGCAGAUAAAACUGGACAAAUUACUGCACUGCAGGUGGCACUUAAAAGGAGGUCUGACCUUAAUGUCGAAAUGUUACCAAAGUGUAACCGUGUUCUGCUAGAGAUAUUAGUUGCUCUAAAGACCGGUCUUCCAGAUUUUAUCCUGAAAGCGAGUAGCAUCACUAUCUCUGAUUUAGUUGACAUCUUUCUAGACUUGAAAUGCUGUAAUCUUGCUUGUCGAAACAUGCUUCCUGUGGAUGAUUGUGAUUGCAAGGUUUGCAUGCAAAAGAAUGGCUUCUGCAGUGCAUGCAUGUGUCUUGUCUGUUCCAAGUUUGAUAUGGCUUCUAAUACUUGCGGUUGGGUUGGUUGUGAUGUCUGCCUUCACUGGUGCCAUACGGACUGUGGUUUGCGCCAUUCUCUUAUUAAGAAUGGAGGAAGUGGUCCGCGAGCGCAUGGGAAUAAUGAGAUGCAGUUUCACUGUAUUGCCUGCAAUCAUCCGUCGGAGAUGUUUGGUUUUGUGAAAGAAGUAUUUAAAACAUGUGCCAAAGACUGGAAAGCAGAAACUCUUACUAAGGAACUACAGUAUGUGAGACGGAUAUUCUCCUCCAGUAUUGAUGAAAGGGGCAAAAGAUUACGAGAUGUAGCUCAGCAGAUGUUGGUAAAACUAGAAGAUAAAGCUAAACAUUCUGAAGUUAUCAAGUAUGUAAUGGCAUUUUUUUCUGAUAGUGAAUCCAAUUUCAGCAUUAGCCCUACCAAAUCGCGAACUAUUGCUGAAGGAAGCAGUAUGAUACCAUCCUCAAAUGAAGGACCGAAAUGGGUGCCAUCUGGUCUCUCGGAUAGAGUCGCCAAUCUGGAAAAUGCAGGUAGUCUUUCCAGCAUGGAAUUUAAACGUGCGGGCGGACAAAUUGGCAAUGUUAAACAACAAAAUGAUUUUGAAAAGAAGCCGGUUGUUGAUGAACUUGAUAGUGUAGUGAAGUUCAAGCAGGCAGAAGCAAAGAUGUACCAAGAGCGUGCCGAUGAUGCAAGGAGAGAAGCCGAGGGCUUAAAACGAAUAGUAUUAGCAAAGAAUAUUAGGAUCGAGGAAGAUUAUAACAGCCGAAUUGCCAAGCUUCGGUUAGGCGAGGCAGAGGAGAGGCGUAAACAAAAGCUUGAAGAGCUACAGGUUAUUGAAAGGGCACAGAGGGACUAUUUGGAUUUGAAAAUUAGGAUGGAAACUGAUAUCAGAGAUCUUCUGUUAAAAAUGGAGGCUGCAAAACGUAAUUUCAGUACGUGAUAUGGAAUCUGACAGCAUGCACUGCCUUGCUACAGCUCAAUAUUUAUUUCAGAUAAGCGCGUCAAAGGUCAACCGGGUAGGUAGAAACUUUAUAUGAUGAUGCUCUAAAGCCGUAGGCUUUUGUUGCUUCCUUUAAUCCUUUCCCCCUCUUCUGUUACUCUCUUGAUGUUGUUAGAUGUUUAAUAGCCUUUUAGCCUUCUAUCCUUGAUUUUCCUCUUUUACUUUUCAUUAUCUAACUGGAUUCUGUACAGGGAGAUUGCAGUGUGAUCAUCAAUCACAAUUAUGGAAACGGAAAGGAAAAUAGUUCCUCUUUCAUCGUAUCUUAUGUUAAAUAAUUAAUUGUUUGUAA